Zeugodacus cucurbitae (melon fly) is the source of this 2367-nucleotide messenger RNA. RefSeq names its product proton-coupled folate transporter. The record is from RefSeq and is a predicted model, not a curated record. Gene Ontology annotation, cellular component: membrane. Bases 363 to 1949 code for a protein of 528 amino acids. Gene Ontology annotation, molecular function: transmembrane transporter activity. NCBI's taxonomy places the organism in Eukaryota, Metazoa, Arthropoda, Insecta, Diptera, Tephritidae. The transcript has 10 exons. Gene Ontology annotation, biological process: transmembrane transport.
GGUUUCAGCUCAGUCUGUGCUUGGAACUCGAACGUGCUUAAAGCUAUCGCAGCAGUUUAGCUUAUUAUAAACAGCGUCAGCAACGAAUACAAUUUACGAAUUCCACUUUGACGACAGACAGUCGGAAACAACAGAGUUUUAAACAAUUUGUUAAAGUGGAUGCAUAAAUAGCUGCAUGUACAACAAAUAAAAAAAUGAUAUAAUGAUUUAAAAGUAUUUACGUACUUAAACCAAAUUGAAAGCAAGUAAAUCCAGUGACUAAUAUACUUGACGUAAAUUAUACUGCCUUUUUGAAGAUUAUGCGAUAGUAAACAAUUUAAAUAAGAAAAUAAUUAUAUUUACUAAAUAAACAUAAAAUUAAAAUGAAUUCCGACGAAGAGAGCUUGUAUGAUCCUGAAGCGGCUGAAGCAGCCACUCAAGUGCACGAUGCAGCUUUAAUUGGCGUGCGAAGCAACGGCGGCACACCGUCUACAGCAACCGCACAUAGCAGCAGCCAAAGUGACGAAACAGCCAGUAAAGAUGAUGUACCUGCUGCAGCCGACGACAACACGAUAUAUGCAGCGCCGCGUAGACGUUGGUUCAUAUUAGAGCCAGCAGUGUUUUUGGUUUUUCUCGCUAUGUAUUUAUCAGGGGCGGUAUAUCAAAACCAAGUACUCUAUCAGACUUGUGUUGCUGUAUACAAAUACAACGAGAGUGAUUGCCAACCGCUGCUGGGUGUAAGCAGGGAAACAGAAGAGGCGCAGGAAAUCGAAACUCGCGUCCAACCGUAUGUUGCGCGUAUUCUUAUGGCACGCUCACUGUUGGAAAGCAUCAUACCGGCAUUUGUUAGUUUAUUUGUCGGUCCAUGGUCGGAUAAGUUUGGACGUCGUCCAAUUAUACUCGCCACAUAUACGGGUUACCUCACCGGCUGCAUAAUUCUGACGAUUUUAGCUUUUAUUGCGACCAAAGUUGUAAUAAGCCCUUGGCUAUUUCUACUAUCUUCUGUGCCCUCGGUGAUUAGUGGUGGCACCUGUGCGCUAAUUACUGGUAUAUAUUGCUAUAUUUCGGAUGUAGCGAAGGAGAAAGCACGCGCUGUGCGCAUGGUGUUGAAUGAAGCCUCACUUCUGGCCGGCAUGAUGGCUGGCAACGUUUUGAGCGGUUAUGUAUACGCAGCAACGAAUGUUGUAACCGUUUUUGCCAUCUCAGCGCUACUGAUGUUACUCGCCUUAUUAUAUGUGUUGAUAUUUGUUGUAGAGAGUCUGCGACCCGAUCAAAUACACACGGGUUCCAAAAUACGUGAAUUCUUCCGUUUCGAUUUGGUGAAGGAUUUAGUGCACACUUGCUUCGAACGAAGACCCAGCUAUGAUCGUGCCAUUAUUUGGCUUACAAUGAUUACGCUGACCAUUGCCUUAUUCACCAUGGAGGGUGACAGCAAUGUAACGUAUCUCUUCUUCCGCGCGAAAUUCGAAUGGACACUGAAGGAUUUUACGCUCUUCAAUGCAGCGCGCAUUGUUGUGCAAAUAAUUGGCAGUAUUUUCGGUUUAAUUUUAUUGCGAAAAGUUUUUAAAUUCUCCAUUGUCUCAAUGACCAUGCUUUCGCUGGCUUGCUGUGUUUUGGAGAGCACAGUACGUGCCACCGCCAUGUAUUGGUGGGAGCUCUAUCUGGGCAUGGUGUUAGGUGGCAUGCGCGGCAUAAUGGGUCCCAUGGCACGCGCUAUACUAUCGCAUGUGGCACCUCCUACGGAAGUUGGCAAAAUAUUCGCAUUCACCACUUCGUUGGAGUCGCUUUCACCACUCGGCGCUGCGCCGCUCUACACUACAGUUUAUAAUGCGACAAUCGGUUUUUAUCCGGGCAUUUUUAAUUUCAUCAGCGCUGGUCUCUAUUUGCUUUGUUUCACAUUGAUUGCUGUAAUUUACAGUAUACAAAAGUCAUUGGGUAAUACUGCGGCUUAUCAAGCGAUCGGCAGUUAGAAAUUGAAGUCACAGUGAUAUUAUAUACAUACAUAUAUGUAUAAUUUCCCUUUUUUGUUUGUAAUUCCCGUAUGAUAAAGUAUACAGUUUGUGCAUAUAUAGUUAGCUAAUUGUCGCAUGUGAUGUGAAAAUACUUUUUAAGUAUUAUUUUAAAGUGUAAAAUAAAAACGCGAAAGUUUAUAGAAUAUUAUAUAUAUAAAAUAUAUAUUUUUAUAGCAAAAAUGUGUAUAGUUUUCGAAACUAUUUUUUCUGAAAUUGUAAGUAGGUUACGGUAUGUUUUUGAAACAGAUUUCAAAAUAUUAAACACUGCAGUAUUUUAAAAGAAGCAGCAACAUAUCUAAAUUUUGCCAAUUAAGUAAAAUGUAUAAAUAUAUUAUAGAGUGCUUCCCAUAAUUUAAAGUUAAAUUUUAUGCAUAAC